Racocetra persica is the source of this 571-nucleotide messenger RNA. NCBI's taxonomy places the organism in Eukaryota, Fungi, Glomeromycota, Glomeromycetes, Diversisporales, Gigasporaceae. The record is from the annotation of a GenBank genome assembly.
AGGAUACAAUAGUAUUAUUCAACUUUUGUCGGCUCAUAGAUAUGAAGACGAAGUGAUUCUUAUUACUCCACUUUUCGAGCAUGAUAGAUUUCGGAAUGUUUAUCAAAAAAUGACAGUUGAAGAUAUCAAAUCGUAUUUUCGCUCACUUUUUGAAGCACUAAGGGAUGCACAUUCUCAUAAUAUUGUUCAUAGAGAUGUGAAGCCGGGUAAUUUUCUUUACAACAUGAAAGAAAAGAAGGGAAUCUUGGUAGACUUUGGCCUUGCAGAGAGGUUGAGUGCACCGAAUUCCUACCUCGAUAAGAUAUAUGAUGUUCCCAAUGUAGGAACAGUCCAAGUUAUUAACCGUUUUCCUUCGGUAGUUGGUCAAAUUUCGAUCGAGCCUUCCCAAUCCAACAAGCCAGCAGUAAAACGAGUUCGUACAUUGGCAACUUCAAAAAAAAAGUUGACCAAACAGCAAAUAAUCGACGAAUUAACGAAGAGAGGUUUCGUUGAUUUGGAUCCAAAAGGUUAUGAAAAUAAACCCGGAUGGAGAGCAAAUAGAGCAGGUACAAGAGGUUUUCGUGCCCCGGAA